Sorghum bicolor (sorghum) is the source of this 773-nucleotide messenger RNA. Its product is annotated as PHD finger-like domain-containing protein 5B. The record is from RefSeq and is a predicted model, not a curated record. Lineage: Eukaryota; Viridiplantae; Streptophyta; Magnoliopsida; Poales; Poaceae. Bases 167 to 499 code for a protein of 110 amino acids. Gene Ontology annotation, cellular component: U2 snRNP; precatalytic spliceosome; catalytic step 2 spliceosome. The transcript has 2 exons. Gene Ontology annotation, biological process: mRNA splicing, via spliceosome.
CGUCCACCGCCGCGGAGGCCCAAAUAUAUCUCGCCGCGGCCAUUAGCCCUAGCCGCCGUCCGCCGCCUUCCUCGUCGCCGUCGUCUCCAGCUCUCCGCGCGCUGCCUCCGAGAAGCGAGGACAGCCUUCGUACAUCACCUACGUGAAAGGUUAAAGUCCGACAGCAAUGGCGAAGCAUCAUCCUGAUCUCAUCAUGUGCCGGAAGCAGCCUGGCAUCGCGAUUGGUCGCCUGUGUGAGAAAUGCGAUGGCAAAUGUGUCAUCUGUGACUCAUACGUGCGCCCAUGUACGCUUGUCCGGGUCUGCGAUGAGUGCAAUUAUGGUUCAUUCCAGGGAAGGUGUGUGAUCUGCGGAGGAGUCGGCAUCUCAGAUGCUUACUACUGCAAGGAGUGUACCCAGCAGGAGAAGGACCGGGAUGGUUGUCCCAAGAUCGUCAAUCUCGGAAGCGCCAAGACAGAUCUCUUCUACGAGCGCAAGAAGUAUGGUUUUAAGAAGAGAUGAUCUGAGAAGAUGGAGCUGUGUGUGGUUCUCUUUAGCUGUGUGUUCUGUUCUAUGGCACUGAGUACUGAUACUGAGAGUAGGUAGCUGAGGCAGCAGCUUUGUAUUCCUGUUAUGAUUUGAUAAUUGAUACUGAUGCGAGAAUACAGCUCUGAUAAGUUGAUAUGCGUUGUAAUAACUAGUUCAACUGUAUGGUGUAAGAGACUGUUUAUGUAAGUCGUGCUUGAUGGUAUUGGCCAUGAAUGGACUUGAAAUCUUGGCAUGACCUUUGUCAUCA